AUGCCAGGAAUGAUUUUCAGGACAAACAACGAGCCAUUGAAGGCCGUGGUGGGUGUGAUCCUUGUCCUCAAGUUUGGAAAAGGCGAGGAACUGAGCAAGGGCGUGAGCACAGUGCUGGUGGUGUCCAUCUGCCUCUUCGUGGGACACAAAUUAAGGCAACCUCCACCAGCAGCAGGAGACAUCCAGAGCAUGAACAUGAUCCAUCAUGGGUUUUAUUCUACAUAUAAUAAUACAACUCUGCUAUAUGAGAUCCUGAAGUCUAUUAUAUGGGCAAGAAAAACAUAUGGAAAUCUACCUGUAAAUGUUGUGGGACACUCCACGGGAGGGGAUCUAGCUUCAUUUUGUGCCCUUGAUCUACAUGUUAAAUUUGGAUCACAGGACGUUGAGCUCAUGACUUUUGGACAGCCUCGGAUAGGCAAUCCUGCUUUUGUUGUAUGCUUUGGCGAACAAGUCCCAAGAACAAUCCAUGUGACCCAUCAGAACGAUAUUGUGGCGCAAUUACCACCAUAUUAUUAUUACCUAAGUGAAUGGACAUACCACCACUUCGCUAGAGAGGUUUGGCUUCAUGAGAGCAUAGAUGGAAAUGUAGUUGACACAAAUGAGACGGUAUGUGAUGAUUCUGGUGAGGACCCGACCUAUAGCAGGUACAUAUCAUGGGUCUAUGGAAUGAGUGUAGCAGAUCAUCUUGAGUACUACAGUUUCACACUACAUGCUGAUUCAAGGGGAACCUAUCAGUUCAUGAUUGGUACAGCCAACCAAGUAUACAACUACAUUCAUGAAGUUGAUGGAUCCAUCAUCUUGUUAAGAUAUAUGCAAGAACCACGGGCUCUAGAAUCAAUGUGA
Zea mays is the source of this 843-nucleotide messenger RNA. Its product is annotated as lipase. The record is from RefSeq and is a predicted model, not a curated record. The transcript has 7 exons. The coding region runs from base 1 to 843 and encodes 280 amino acids. Gene Ontology annotation, biological process: lipid metabolic process. NCBI's taxonomy places the organism in Eukaryota, Viridiplantae, Streptophyta, Magnoliopsida, Poales, Poaceae.